This is a messenger RNA of Dentiscutata erythropus, 335 nucleotides long. Lineage: Eukaryota; Fungi; Glomeromycota; Glomeromycetes; Diversisporales; Gigasporaceae. The record is from the annotation of a GenBank genome assembly.
AUGAUGAUAUUGGUAGCAAUUAUUUCAUAAGCAGCAGUUUAAAGAGAGGAGCUAAAGAAAAUACCAAUUCUAAAGAAAAUUUUAAUAUUAUCACAGUUGUUAUGAAUGCGAUUGAAAAUCUAUAUUCCUUGAUUGAUUAUGAUUGCCAUUAUUAUAAAAUAGAAUUUCUUGCAUUAAUUGAACAGCCUUUCAAGCUAUUACUUAGUAAUUAUAGUAACUACAAUGAUGUCUUUAUUGGUGAAAAAUAUUUGCAUCAAAUCACAAUCACACCUGAUACUGAUAUGUCUGAUAUAGAUUUAUAUAUAUUAUGUACUUUAAAAACAACAAUCUUUCCG